AUGGAGGCGAUACUCAACCAUCUCAACCCGGUCCUCCUGGACGGCGUCUAUGGCUCGUCGUUCCGACUGGCCGAGACCAUAUGUGCAACCACGAAUGGAACAGACUCGGGCUGGCUACAAUCCUCGCAAUUCCUCUGGCAACGGCAUGGUCUGUGCCGCCAAAGCAUCAGCAUCUUCUUGGUGACAUGGCUUUCAAGCUCGCUUUUCUACCUCCUCUUCGGGACCGUCUGCUAUUACCGCAACUUUGACCAGUCGUUGAAAAAGCAGCCAAAGUUCCGCCCGAACCAGAUCCGCUCCGAGAUCACAGCCUCUCUGACCGCACUGCUGGUCUUCAACGUACUGACAGUGCCCAUCUUCGUGGCCCAGGUGCGCGGGUUCGCCAAGAUCUACGCGUUUGGGACGGGUAGCGCUUGGUACGAGGUGGCGCAGUAUCCUCUCUUCGUGCUCUUCAGCGAUACGUGCAUGUACUGGCUGCACAGGGCAUUUCACCAUCCCGUGCUGUUCAGGAUGGCGCAUUACAAACACCACAUGUUCGUCAUUCCGACGCCGUUUUCUGCGUAUGCCUUUGACCCGCUCGAAGGGUGGAUCAUGAGCCUGCCUAUUUACGCCUACAGCUUCAUUUGGCCCAUGUCAGACGUAGGGCAGCUAGUUGUCUUUUUCGUGACCAACAUUUGGACAUUUCUGCUCCACGACAACCGGGAUCAGUUUCACACGGUGCACCACAAGAGCAUCCAAUUCAACUUUGGGCAGUUUUCCGACAUGUGGGACAGGCUGGGGGGGACAUACGCGGACCCCGACAUAUUUUUCGACCCUGUCCAUAAAAGGCGAGGGCAGGUGAAGUUUCAGACAUAA
Chaetomium fimeti is the source of this 852-nucleotide messenger RNA. RefSeq lists its product as uncharacterized. The record is from RefSeq and is a predicted model, not a curated record. Gene Ontology annotation, molecular function: iron ion binding; C-5 sterol desaturase activity. Bases 1 to 852 code for a protein of 283 amino acids. The transcript is spliced from 4 exons. Lineage: Eukaryota; Fungi; Ascomycota; Sordariomycetes; Sordariales; Chaetomiaceae. Gene Ontology annotation, biological process: sterol biosynthetic process. Gene Ontology annotation, cellular component: membrane.